AUGCCCAAGAUCUCGCGUCAUCGUAAUUAUCGUAAGACGUAUCGUACGCCAUCACGUGCGUUUGAAAAAGAACGUCUGGAUCAAGAAUUGAAGCUUCUAGGUGAGUAUGGACUUCGUUGUAAACGAGAAAUUUGGCGCGUUCAGUAUGCAUUGUCCAAGCUGCGUAAGGCAGCACGUGAGCUAUUGACACUUGAUCCAAAGGAUCCCAAGCGUUUGUUUGAAGGUUCGGCUCUCUUACGUCGUCUUAAACGCUAUGGAAUGUUGGCAGAAGAUGAAAAUGAAUUGGAUUUUGUCUUGCGUUUGAAUGUGCAAAAGCUCCUGGAACGUCGCCUUCAAACCAAAGUGUUUAAACAGAAUCUGGCCAAGUCAAUUCAUCACGCACGUGUGUUGAUCAAACAACGUCAUAUUCGUGUGGGAAAACAACUUGUGGAUGUGCCAUCGUUCCUUGUCCGAAUGGAUUCGGAAAAGCACAUUGAUUUUGCAGUGACGUCACCCUAUGGUCAAGGUCGUCCAGGUCGUGUUGCUCGUCGCCGUGCUGCGCAGCGUGCUGCUGCUGGUGGUGAAGAAGAUGAGGAAUAA
Molecule: messenger RNA, 579 nt
Organism: Peronospora belbahrii
Lineage: Eukaryota; Oomycota; Peronosporomycetes; Peronosporales; Peronosporaceae
Source: the annotation of a GenBank genome assembly